Molecule: messenger RNA, 339 nt
Organism: Vicia faba (fava bean)
Lineage: Eukaryota; Viridiplantae; Streptophyta; Magnoliopsida; Fabales; Fabaceae
Source: the annotation of a GenBank genome assembly
AUGGAAAAAUUCUUCAUGAAGCAACGACUAUACAAUCUGAAGAUGCAUGAAGAAUCUGAUUUGAAACAACAUGUCAAUGUCUUCAAAAACAUAUUCAUCUAUCUGGCGAGGCUUGAAGUGAAGAUUGAUGAUGAAGAUAAGACAAUUAUCUUAUUUUGCACGUUACCAAGUUUUUAUAACCACUUGGUGACUACUCUUACCUACAUAAAAGACAUUAUCAUUCUUGAUGUGAUUACUGCUAUGCUUUUGUCUCAUUCUCAAAGGAGACAAAGUGUAAAGGAAAGAACUCAAGGUAACAGUUUGUAUGUGAAAUGGGGGUCAAGAUCGUUGGAGGAAUAA